Messenger RNA from Striga hermonthica, 1431 nucleotides. The record is from the annotation of a GenBank genome assembly. NCBI's taxonomy places the organism in Eukaryota, Viridiplantae, Streptophyta, Magnoliopsida, Lamiales, Orobanchaceae.
AUGGACCAGCAUGGAGUUUCUCAAUUGGAGAGUGUUGCAAACUCUAUUAAAAGAAAGAGAAGUCAAACAUCACGCCGGCCUAGACCUGAGGCUCAGCCACACCCUGACCCCGAGCAAUCUCCUGUUCCAUCAACUCCAGUUUCGGAUGACCUGAGUAAGGCCUCAAGUGACGAGAACAAUGGUGAUUGUAACUCGGGUGGCAAAAUGUUAAAUCUGAAUCAGUGUGUAUCGAGGUCUUUGCCUGCAAGCGAGCCUGACAAAGUGAGCGGAUCGAAUGUUCUUCGUGGUAAUGGUAUGUUUGACGAGUCAGGAAGUCAGAGUAAACUUAAAAAAGUUAAAUUGAAGGUUGGUGGUGUGACCCGCACAAUUCAAGCCAAAUCCAGUGCUAAUGGCGAAUCUUCUGAUCAUUCUCGUCCACGACAGAGAUCGAUUGGGCAGGAAAGCCCCGAUGAUCAUCAAUCUCCAACUUCUGAUAAUAAAAGAGGUCUGCAAGGGAUCCCGUGGAAGGAUUUCUCAAAAGGUAAUUUCAGUAUUGAGAAGGAAGAUAUGGGGAAAACAUCCGGAAAGAAUGCCGUUGAGAAACAAGGAGAUAAGUCGGAUUCAGUUCGUAAGAGCAAAAGGGUUCCGAAAAAACGAGUUCUUGAUUCUGAUUUUGACGAUGAUGAUGAAGAUGAUGAGAUCCGGUAUUUGGAGAAACUCAAGUCCUCAAAGCUAUCAAGCAGAAAGCUGCAAAAGGAAAGUAAAUACGACAAUUUGGAAGAAGAGGAAGAAGAACCAUACUCCGAUGGUGAUACAGAAGGGAAGAAGAAAAAACUGAAAAAGGAUCUUUCGGAGUUGGUCUCGGAAAACAAGAGAGAAAUGGCUCUUACGUCUCGUCAAAGAGCCCUUCUAACCAAAGAUGCAUCUGUAUCUGGUGGAGCUAGUCAAAUCGAGUUUCCGAAUGGGUUACCACCAGCCCCACCUCGAAAGCAAAAGGAGAAAUUGUCAGAAAUGGAGCAACAGCUGAAGAAAGCCGAGGCUGCUCAGAGGCGGAGAUUGCAGAAUGAGAAAGCAGCCCGUGAAUCAGAGGCAGAGGCUAUUAGAAAGAUACUUGGGCAAGAUUCGAGUAGGAAGAAGAGAGAAGAGAAGAUAAAGAAACGCCAGGAAGAGUUGGCACAGGAAAAGGCGGCUCAUGCACUAAUGCUUGCAUCGAACACCAUUAGAACAGUCAUGGGACCUACUGGGACUACUGUCACAUUUCCACAAGAGAUGGGUUUGCCUGAAAUUUUCGACUCCAAACCGUGCAGUUAUCCUCCUCCACGUGAGAAAUGCGCGGGGCCCUUCUGUACCAAUGAUUAUAAGUACCGUGAUUCCAAGUUAAAGCUUCCUCUUUGCAGUCUCGUGUGCUACAAGGCGAUCAACGAGAAGAUUAAUGCUGGGAGAGCCUGCUAA